Bipolaris sorokiniana ND90Pr is the source of this 1173-nucleotide messenger RNA. RefSeq lists its product as uncharacterized. The transcript has 2 exons. Gene Ontology annotation, molecular function: protein kinase activity. Lineage: Eukaryota; Fungi; Ascomycota; Dothideomycetes; Pleosporales; Pleosporaceae. The record is from RefSeq and is a predicted model, not a curated record. Gene Ontology annotation, biological process: protein phosphorylation. The annotation marks the transcript as partial.
CAUGGCCCCAAUCUGUCCACCACCACCACCACCUCCUCCUCCUCCUCCUCCUCUGUAUGGCGCCCCCUUUCCUGAAAAGCCUGCUAUGCCCGUUAUCUUCGACACCGACCUCACUACUGUCGUUGAUAUGACGAAAGCUAAGAAUAUCGCUGUGCACAAGAUUGAUAAAUCGAUUUGGCACCUGCAAGACUCUGACCGCAUACUCAAAAGAGGGCCUAACGUAAAGGUCACAGAGGCCGAAGCUUUGCGUUUCAUUGCCUCAUCAACCCAUGUACCUGUUCCAGAAGUUUUCGGCGCUUACGAAAAGGAUGGCUUUGGUAAUAUUUUUAUGUCUAGGGUUAUUGGAACACCGCUGCAUGACGUUCUCCAUACCUUUCACGAAGCACAGGUAGAAAGAGUGACUACACAACUUUCAGGAUUCGUCCAAAGCUGGAUGGGUCUACGUGGUGACUUUUUUGGGUCUAUGGGCUUUAAACCGUGUCAAGAUGUCUUCUUUCAACAUUUACCUGCCGCAAACAUGCCAGACCGGAAAUAUGGCCCAUUCAGGUCGCAUACAGAAUACUGUAAUGGGCUUAUCGAUGCACUUCGAAAUUCCCGGCCUUAUGGACGAUUCGAUGCCAAUGAUGCGCACCUGAUAGAAAGAAUCCAGCGUCUUGGGGACAAAUGCGCUGUAUUCUGCCAUGGAGAUCUUACCCCAGACAAUAUACUCGUUGAUGACCAACUCAAUGUGGUUGCUAUCCUAGACAUGGGAGUUUCAGGGUUCAGUAUACCUGAACGUGAAUACUUUGAAGCAAAGUCGCGCGCUCGUAAUUCUUUGUGGUCUUCCAUGAUCGAUCAGAUAAUUCCAAAGAUACCGGAUAACACUUAUGCCUUACUAUUAGAACUUGAGCGUGAGCUGGUUCGAUAUAGUGGACUAUGAGGUUUACCUAAUCCAGAUCUCCCUUGUCACCCCAAUUCUACCUUCUUGCUGCGGUCCAUCUCCCACCCACUGCUGCUGCAACGUCUUUAGAAGGCUUCCCGACGAUUCCUUCAAUCCAACCUGAGGUACCGGCAGGGAGUAAUUCCUCAGCUUCGAGUGCAAUCACGCAAUCUAGAGUCCAGUCUUGACAUCGAUCCUGCAUUAAUUAGAAUUAUAUCUAAUCAGCAAUGGUGUCCUCACUUUAUUGUUCCGCG